UAUCCGGUACCUUUUCCUUUUAUCCGUUUGUUUUGGUUUGUAGAAAUGAGCGACGGCAGCGAUUCUGUGGGCACCCCGACGGGCCAGGUGGAUGCACCUGUUCGCCCGACUUCUGCAACGAUCAAGGCCCCAUUGGCCACUCCAGAUGCUAACCUAGGUGUUCACAUCGCUAACCGACUGGUGGAGAUCGGCUGCACCACCUGCUUCGCUGUGCCGGGCGACUUCAACCUGCUGCUGCUGGACCAGCUGCUGAAGCACCCGGAGCUGGAGUGCGUGUGGUGCUGCAACGAGCUGAACGCGGGAUAUGCGGCGGACGGAUACGCACGCAAGCGGGGCGUGGGCUGCGUGUGCGUCACCUUCUGUGUGGGAGGCUUCAGCGCCCUCAACGCGGUCGCUGGCGCUUACAGCGAGGACCUGCCGCUCAUCGUCAUCAGCGGCGGCCCCAACAGCGGCGACCACGCAAGCAACCGGGUGCUGCACCACACAACCGGACACAACGACUACGGACAGCAGCUGAGGGCGUUCAGGGAGGUCACGUGCGCGCAGGUCGUCAUCCAGCACAUCGAGGACGCGCACAUGCUGCUGGACAGCGCCAUCAGCGAGGCCAUGCUGCGCAGGAAGCCGGUGUACAUCGAGGUGGCGUGCAACCUGGCCGACCUGACGCACCCCAGCUUCGCGCGCCCCCCCGUGCCGUACGCGCUGGCCACCAGCCACACCAACACCGCCUCCCUGGAGGCUGCGGUGGAGGCGAGCGUGGAGUGGCUGGGGCGGGCGGUGAAGCCGGUGCUGCUGGCGGGUGUUCGCACCCGCCCCGCCCGCACCCGCUCCGCGCUGCUCUCCCUGGCCGCCGCCACCCGCUACCCGGUGGCCACCAUGCCGGACGCCAAGGGCAUGUUCCCCGAGGACCACCCGCAGUACAUGGGCAUGUACUGGGGUCCGGUCAGCUCCCCCUGUGUGUGCGAGGUGGUGGAGAGCAGCGACGUGGUGCUGUGCGUGGGGGGAGUGUGGACGGACUACUCCACCGCCGGCUACUCGCUGCUGCUGAAGCCGGAGAAGAUGAUCCGAGUGGACAACAACCGCGUCACCCUGGGCAGCGGCCCCACCUUCGGCUGCAUCGUGAUGGCGGACUUCAUGGAGGCUCUGGCGCGCAGGGUGGCGCCCAAUGACACGGGUCUGGUCAUCUACAAGCGCAUGGCCCUGCCGCCCACCGAGCCGCCGCCGCAGGGCGAGAAGGAGAUGCUGCGAACCAACGUGCUGUUCAAACACAUCCAGCACAUGCUGACCCCCACCACCUCCCUCAUCUCCGAGGUGGGCGACUCCUGGUUCAACACGCUCAAGCUCAGGCUGCCGCCCGGCUGCGAGUACGAGCUGCAGAUGCGGUACGGCUCCAUCGGCUGGAGUGUGGGUGCGGUGCUGGGCUACUGCUGCGCGGAGCGGCAGAGCCACCCGGACCGGCGGGUGCUCGCGUGCAUCGGGGACGGCAGCUUCCAGAUGACGGCGCAGGAGGUGAGCACCAUGCUGCGCUACGGGCUGGACCCCAUCAUCUUCCUCAUCAACAACGGGGGCUACACCAUCGAGGUGGAGAUCCACGACGGCCCCUACAACAUCAUCAAGAACUGGGACUACACGGGGCUGGUGCGGUCCUUCCAGAACGGGGAGGGCAAGCUGUGGACGGCGGAGGUGAGGCGGGGGCGGACGUGGUGACAGCCCUGACAGGGAAAAGGGGGAACAUAAAAGAACAUCAUCUACGGAACGACAACCAACGUUCCGUAGGCGUAGGUUGUCCUUGUGUGGAACCAGACGAUGGCGGCAGGACGCACGGCCCUCCAUCGGAACCACCAAUCAUCCUCCCGCUCCCCUUUCCUCACCUCUCCCUCCCACCUUCACCCCCCCCCCCACUCCGAGGGGGGGGUCGGGCAGGGUGGGAUGCUUUGGUGCACACAGCCGCAUGACAGCCCCAGCUAAGCAGCGGAGCUUACAUACGUUAUGCUGCUGACAGCAUUGCAGCACAGACAUCAGGUCUAGCGCAGUGGAGCCAGUUAUCACAGUAGCAGCCGCCUUUUAUUCGCCAAUGCAGAGUGAUCUCAGAUCACCCCAGCCGCCACGGAGCUUACAAUACGGUUUGUUACUGAUUGAUGCUACUAACUAUACAACAACUACAAUUAUACGCUAACCCAACUAUCCAGCCUAAUGCGGAUUCUGUUUCCAUAUUAACCCCCCCACUCCCCCCAGGCCCGAACGGAGCCCGAGCUGGUGGCCGCCAUCAGCGAGGCCACCCAGCGGCGCGGCCAGCUGUGCUUCAUCAUGGUGGUCACGCACCGCGACGACUGCAGCAAGGAGCUGCUGGAGUGGGGCAGCCGGGUGGCGGCGGCAAACAGUCGCAAGCCGGGUCAUGCGGCGGCGCACUGAGGAGGAGGAGGAGGAGGAGGAGGUGGAGGGGUUAAAGAGGCAAAAAAGAAGAAGAAUGGAAGAUGGCCCAAUGCUCAAGAUGCCAGCAUGCGUUGUUGUGUGGUAUUGCACGCGUAAGGAGGUUGUUGCUGCACGCAUGUGCACAUGCGGAGGUGUGUGUGUGGGGGGGGGUGCAUGAUCGCAGGCAGGUCUCGUUGCAGCCGGCGUAAAGGAAAUUGUUGUGUAUGGUAGUGUGUUGUCAUGAGCUCAUAACGCAGAGACGUUGUCGGAUAGUGUGGGUGAGGGGUGUGUGCGUGCCAAAGUGUGGCGGCCGGGUGUGUAUUGACACAGUGGCUUCCCUCCGCGGCAGGGGGGGAUUGUGUACGGCAAGCAAGCGCUUGUACGGAAUGUUAAUGUACGAGUGGGGGACGGGAUUUGCAAACCGUCGUACGGGCCAAACGUGCCCGAUGUGUCCGCGUUGCGCAUGUUGUAAUUCUUUGGUUAAUAACACUUGCGUGCAUGAGUGUAGCGGACAGCGUUGUGUAUGCUGUUGUGGUUCCAUUCUCUGCGCUCCGUUGUUGUACAAUUGAGAUGGGGUUGGGUUGCUUAGGUAUGGGGGAGUUGCCAGGAGUGGUAUCCCCCGCGGCACCGGUCGGAUUGUAGGUUCUUGUACAUGUCCACAUCCCCAGGGGUAUCUUUACCGCCGGUCGUCGUUACCCUUGUAAUUUAAUGCUUCCCU
Astrephomene gubernaculifera is the source of this 3127-nucleotide messenger RNA. The record is from the annotation of a GenBank genome assembly. NCBI's taxonomy places the organism in Eukaryota, Viridiplantae, Chlorophyta, Chlorophyceae, Chlamydomonadales, Astrephomenaceae.